GUUGAACAUCGUGCUGGGUGGUAUGACACCUCUGUAUUUCCACAUUGUCAACGUGUGUUUGCACUGCACCGUAACCUGCCUGCUGAUGCACGUAUGCCAGUGCCACGUGUUUGAAAACCGCCACCUGGCCUUCGUCACGGCGCUCCUCUUCACCGUGCACCCUGUCCACACCGAGGCUGUGUCUGGUAUCGUGGGUAGAGCUGAUGUGUUGGCCUGUCUGCUGUUUUUGCUGACAUUCAUCUCCUAUAUUAGGAGUGUGAGUGGGCGUGUCUCUGAGGACUCGCUGGCCUUCACGGUGUCGUCAUCUUCGCUGUUCCUCAGUUUGCUGCUGGGCACCUGCGCCAUGCUGGUGAAAGAGACAGGCAUCACCGUGUUUGGAGUGUGCUUGCUCUACGACGCCCUGGUGCUUUGCCGCAAGCCUCUCAUGUAGUAAGGACACAGGCUCUUCCUUUCUUCCUGUUUAUUUUUUCCCCAUCUUCUUUUAUCUGGCCAACAUGUUGCUGAACGUGGGCAUCGUUUUUCAGCAAAUUCUAAUACCUGUGAGCUACCACUACAACCAUAAAGAAUUUGUUUGUUAGCAGACAAAAUGAGCUUUUUCAGGCACUGUGCGCAUAAAGAAUAGAUCACUGAAAAGCUUCUGUUGGGUUUUACUUUCUCCAAGUAAAAAACACUUUUAUAUUGAAACAAUAAUGACAGCUUUCAUAAAGAGGUCUAGUGUAAGUCUUGUGUAAAGGUCAAGGUUUGAUUUAGACAUCUUUACACCCAAUCUGUACGUUUUUUUAUGAUCUGUGUUUUAUCCGUCUUCACAUUUCAUUCUAUAUUUCUGAAAAAUUUGCUUUGGACUUAUAAAAUUAAAAGAAACUAAUAAAAAGUGUCAGACCUUCAGAGAGAAAGAGCUUUUUUAAACAGUGUUUGAAAAUAAUACGAGCAGUCUAAUUUGUGCCUGUAACAGAGCGUGAUGCCGCUGGAUCUUCAGAUGUUUUAUUAGAGGUGUACACCUGAUGUUAUUGAACAGGAAGUGAACAAGCUUACUCUAGAAGUGUUAGGGGCUGACUGAUUCAAAAAAGCUGGCAAUAAUUAUCACAAUAUAAAUGAAUUAAACACAAAUAUAUCAGAGUAUGUUUUGUAUUGGUGUAACUGGUGACUCCUCUAUACAUACAUUGUGUUCUACUGUAUUAUGCUCUUGCUCAUCCUUUCUCUGUGCUAGUGCUGUCCAAGGUACACAAGAUUAAAUCUACCAGAUUAAAAGAUCCAGCAGGCAGUUUGAGGGUAUUUUUUUUUAUCCAUCAGUGAAUUUAAAAGAUAAGAAUUAAACGAGAGCCAGAUUAACCCCUUGACCCCACACACUCACUCUUUGUCAGGUUCCCAGUUGUGCACUUUGGCCGCUCUCCCCAGAGCCACACAACCAUUUUUAGGCUUAGUUUUGACCUGGACCUUUCAAGCACUUUCUACAGCAAUCCAAGAAUAUGUUUUAACCAACCUUUAACUGUUCCACAGUCUAAACUCGUUGUGGUGACAGAGCCUGGAAUAGUCUUCCUCCUGAUAUUAGAUCUGCACAAACGCUCAAACAUUUCAAAUUGUUAAUAAAGAGACAUUUUUGUGGUCUGGAUUUUUAACACACAUUGACUUUAAUAGCCUUAGUUGUUGUUGUUGUUUUAGUUGUUUUUAUUGACAUAUUGUAUUUAUUUGUUUUUCUAUAUUUUACUGCAUCAUUGUUGUGCAUUUUAUUUAUUUUAGUGGCAUUUUACAGUGUUAAGCACUGUUUGGAAAUGUGCUAUAAUAAACAAACUUGACCUAAAUACUUGUAACUAGGGAUGAUUGUUUUAAUAAUAGAGUAUCGAUUAUUCCUUUGAUUAAUUGAGUAGUUGGAUAAGAAAUACUUUUUUUUAUUCAUGGGAAAUUAUAAAUAUUCAAAAGACAAAAAACUUUUUCAAAAUAAACUGCAUACAACAUCUGUCCAAAAAACUAAACCCUUUGAUUGUAUUUAAGUGUGCAACGAAAGAGUUAGGGUUUAUUCAAAGUUAUGACAAAUUCCUGCGUAAAAAUGAUCAUCAUACAUAAUGAAAACAAUCUUAUGAAAAAUAACUACAUUAGUCUUUUGAAUAUUUUAUGUAAAGCCAAUACAGUUAUGCUGUAUAUUAUAUUAUAUAUUGGCAUUAGCAUUACCUAAGUGCAAAGCUGGAGAAAAGAGUAAGUCAUGCCACUGAAUGGUUGCUAAAAUUAAAUCCAAAUAUGAGCUAGGUGAAUGUCCCAAAACAUCUGCUAUUUUCUGCAGUUAAUGCUUAAUUAUUUAAAGUUGCCAUAUUUUUGUAGCAUGCACAUGCUUGACAUGAAGGAGUUUAGGGUUAGUUACAAAAUACAUAUAUAAAAAAAAUAAAAAUUAUUACAACAAUUGUUGGGAUAUUUUAUGCAUUUUUUCGUAUUAACGUUGUUUUAGACAAAUAUGAAAUAAUUAAGAUUAUUAGUUAAGCAUCUAAGGGCAGUUUCUUGAAUGGAAAAAAGAGACUGUUUUUACUAGAAGCAGGACUAUCACUUUUUCUGAUGUACUUUAUUCUUCAGUUUUACAUAUUCAUAGAAACAGUAUAUAAUAUCUCUACCGUAAGAAGACUCCAGUAAUUCAACCACAUUAUAUAGCUUCUUAGAAGUGCAACUAUACGUCAGUUCAGUUCAGUUCAAACCAGUUUUAUUUAUACAGCGCCAAAUCACAACAGCAGUCACCUUAAGGCGCUUUAUGUUGUAAGGCAGACCCUACACUACACUACAAUACACACAAUAAUACAUCCCAACGUGAUGACUCAUGACAUACUUACUAAUUAAUUAAUUACCCUCUAAGGGGUACAAUGAAGGAACAGGAGAGGAAAUUCCAUACAGAGUGAGGAAUGUGAAAACUUUCAGCUCUGAGUGAAAUGUAGGCUGAGUUGGAUUCAGUGCAAAAAUUAGACAGUGUUGGUGAUUUUGAACUCGAUCAAAAUCAGUGUUUUACUUUCACCACAUCUUCCCUGAAAUAUGCACACCUCCAUCCCAUCGCUCCUUUCCUUUUUCCCCAGUUACAGAAAAUUGGCAUCCUGCUGUUAACAGCAGCAGAAUUUUUUUUUCACAUCGUGAGCUUGAUAUUAGAAUUUUAAUUUCUAAUGUCAUAAUAUAAUUCUAAUCUGCCUAGUAUUGGACAACUAGGACAAUAGAACACAAAUUGCAAUGACUGAUUCUUUUUUCUUUUAAUUCCACUGUAUAAAAAUUGGAUGUGAUUCAUGAGGUAAAAUUAACACAAACGUCUGUGUACAGACAAGAUACAGCAGAUUGUGGUUGCUGAAAGUAACUGCUGCUACAGCUUCUCUGCUGCUGCUCACGUCAUCCCUCAGAUCAAAAUGACAAAGUGCCUCAUUGUUCUAUGACGUCUCUAAUACUUAAAUAAAAGUAUUUCAUUACAACAGGAACUUGUAAACAAAAUUAUUAUAAAGGUAAAACUAUCCAUUUUCAAGUCCCUCUAUCACUGUUUUUUAUAAUAUAAGUACUUGUAAGUAUAAGCAUAUGAAAAAUAUCAAGUGUGCUGUGUGGAAACAAGUUACAUUAUAAUCAACUGAACCUUCUCAGCCGCACCUGCAGAGUGACUCCUAUGGGCAGAAAUCUGUGCCAUCAGAAACUGUAUUUGAAUAAGUUAAAUUUGAAUUUGAAUUGCUUGGAUUGAAUCUGAAUUGUAACUUGAAU
Messenger RNA from Haplochromis burtoni (Burton's mouthbrooder), 3705 nucleotides. Its product is annotated as protein O-mannosyl-transferase TMTC1. Gene Ontology annotation, biological process: protein O-linked glycosylation via mannose. The record is from RefSeq and is a predicted model, not a curated record. NCBI's taxonomy places the organism in Eukaryota, Metazoa, Chordata, Actinopteri, Cichliformes, Cichlidae. Gene Ontology annotation, molecular function: mannosyltransferase activity.